GUGAUAAACACUAGAAAGAUAUAUGUGGAUACAUGUAGUGAGUUGUUAAUUUCAAAUGCACGUGAAAUUUGCUGAGUUAAUAUUCUAACAAAUUGUAAAUAAAGAUAAUAUUAAUAAUUCAAACAUGAGUACUACAGUAAAAAGCCAGAAAAAUGGGACAUGUAAGACGGUAUUUAAGAUAUUAAAAAAGCUUAUAAAGGAAUUUUUAAUAUGGCUAAUAAUCCAAUUGCACAUGAUAUUUGACUGGUUAGUGGAUUUACUUUUUGGUUUCUACUAUGAUCAUAGUGCAAAGAAAGUUCCACCGAUAAAAAAUGAUUUACUGCUGAUGAGUGCAUCGGAAUUAGCUAAUCAAAUCAGAACAAAGAAAGUGUCAUCUUUGGAGGUCGUCACAGCAUUUAUAGAGAGAGCAAAAGAAGUAAAUGAAAUAAUAAAUGCUGUCGUGGAAGAUAGAUACUCUAAUGCCUUGGAAGAAGCUAAAGAAGUAGACAAACUUUUGCAGAAAUCCCAAGACAUUGAUGUAAUAAAGAAGGAAAAACCUUUCCUAGGUGUUCCUUUUACAACAAAAGAAAGUAUUGAAGCAAAAGGUAUGCUUCAUACAAUGGGUUUAACAAGCAGGCAUGAUUAUCGCUCUGAAACUGAUGCAACUGUAGUGGAGUUUGCAAAAAAUGCUGGUGGAAUUUUGAUAGCAAAAACAAAUAUUCCUGAGCUAAAUUUAUGGACAGAGUCAAGAAACAAUUUAUAUGGACAAACUUGUAAUCCGUACAAUACUACUCGAAAUGUUGGUGGUAGCAGUGGUGGAGAAGGGGCUAUUAUUGCUGCUUGUGGUGCUGCAAUUUCUAUUGGCAGUGAUAUUGGUGGUUCUACUAGGAUGCCUGCAUUUUUUAAUGGAGUCUUUGGAUUAAAACCAACUGAAGGUUUAACACCAUUAAAAGGCGUUGGUCUUCGAAAAAAGGAUUACCUUAAUUCAAUGGCAGAAUCAGGACCAAUUUGUAAAAAGGCAGAGGAUAUAGCGCCCUUUUUGAAAGUAUUAAUUGGGGAAAAAGUUUCUCGUCUGCAGCUUGAUACAGUAGUAGACUUGAAAAAACUUAAUAUUUUUUAUCAAGAAAGUUCAGGUGAUCUGAGAGCAAGUAAAGUAAAUUCUGAGAUGAAAAAUGCUCUUUUAAAAUGUGUAUAUCAUUUUAAGGAAAUUACUGGAUCCGCAACAAAAGUAAAAAUACCUGGUUCUGAAUAUAGCUAUCGAUUGUGGAGGUAUUGGAUGGGUCAAGAGAAUUUUGACUUUAAAAUGCAUAUUACAAAUGGAAAGUAUCGUGCAAGCGCAGUGACAGAAGCUCCCAGGUUUCUAACAGGAAAGUCUGAAAUAACACUAGCUGCAAUUUUAAAAUUAAUCGAUGAAGAUAUACUACCUAAAGAUAGUAAUGAAUGGGGAAUGAAUACAACUAAGAAUAUGAAAAAGUAUUUAUUGGACAAACUGGGAAAUGAUGGAGUAUUAUUUUAUCCAUCGUCACCUUUUCCAGCUGGCUACCAUUACUCAGCUUAUUUGAGACCUUUUAAUUUUGGUUAUUGGUGUCUUUUCAAUGUUCUGAGAUUUCCAGUCUGUCAAGUACCUCUUGGUUUAGAUAAGAAUGGAUUGCCUGUUGGAGUUCAAGUUGUUGCAGCUCCAUAUAAUGAUCACCUAUGUAUAGCUGUAGCACAAGAAUUAGAAAGAGCCUUUGGUGGUUGGGUUCCACCAUCUUAAUUGGGAAAGUUGAUAAAUUGUACAAAUUUGUCGCCCAUGCUAAACUGUUUUAAUGGGAAUUUAUGGUAUUAGGUAUUAUUAACAACAUAAUGGUAAUAUGAAAAUUGUUAUUUUAUUAUAGUAUAAGGCAUUAGGCGUGCGAUGAUCAUUUUCAAUUUUCUAGUCCAAUCACUUUUUAUUGUUUUUGUCAUGUUUAACUAUCUGAAACAGAAUAAAUGUUACUAUCAAAUAAGGAUAAAGUAUUAGGUAUAGAAAUUAAUUCUGUGACUUUAUAUUCAAUCAUUUAUUACUUUAGUUUAAGUAGAAAUAUUUAAUCGCCAUUUUGUUAUUAUAUAUUAAAUUACAAAUCUUCUAGGUUCUCGACCUGAUUUCUAUUAUAAUCAAUUUAUACAUAUUCUGUAUAUCAUAAGUUUUAAUUUGAUAACCGUUACAACGUACGUAUAUGUAUAUACGAAGUUUGGUAGCCAUACAUUUUUGCUUAUUAUUAUUAUUAUUCUAAUAGAUUCCAAGAGUACUUGGCAAUUAUAGUAACUGUAAAAGAAUAACAAUAAGCAACAUUUUUUUAAUGUACCAAAAUGGUGAGUAAGUGUAUCUUUUUAAACUAGAGUUAUAAAUUAUUGAAUACAGAGGCACAGAAUUAUUAAUUUUUACACCUAAUAAUUUCAACAACCCAAUCUUGUUCACAUAAAUGCAUUUGAGCUCUUUAGUUUGGAAUACUAAUUGAGAAUGAUAUCUGGUUCAAAGUUUAUUUGUUUUAUAUAUUGUGAAAUAAAAUGUUUUGAUAACUUUUCACAUA
Hylaeus volcanicus is the source of this 2531-nucleotide messenger RNA. Its product is annotated as fatty-acid amide hydrolase 2-like. The record is from RefSeq and is a predicted model, not a curated record. The transcript has 10 exons. NCBI's taxonomy places the organism in Eukaryota, Metazoa, Arthropoda, Insecta, Hymenoptera, Colletidae. Bases 125 to 1735 code for a protein of 536 amino acids.